AUGACCUUGUCUGCACCCUUUGCCCCGCGAAUUAUCCAUCCCAGCGCGUUUAACCGAAUUCCGUCCGCGCGUCAACUGUUGCAGAAAAAGUAUAGAUGCAAGAGCCCUAAGAGUCUGGGGAACAACCUCUUCGAAGCCAAUUUUCGCCAUCCUGCAGCAAGCUGGAUGAUGCUCGUGAAGCCCGUAUUGCUGCGCUUGGCGUUCUGUCUCGCAUUUACCCUCAAUGUCCACGCCGCAGCCUCAGACUUGACCAUCUACACCGACAAUGCGCUCGCUCAAGGUUGGCAGAACUGGAGCUGGAAUACCGAUAUCAACUUUGCGGCUACCGACAUCUUUGCUGGUCCAAGUGGAACCUCGAUCUCCGUGACCUCCACAGCAUGGGCUGCAUUGUCUCUCAAGCUCGAAGGCACCUUCCCGGACUAUGCUGGGCUAAGGUUCGACAUUGCGGGAGACCAGCCAGACAUACAAUUCUAUGUGCAAUCUACUAUCGACGACAGCCAAUCGUCUACUAUACCACUGUCAGCCAUUAGCAAAACUGUGACGAGCGGUUCAUUCUCUUCACUCUUAAUCGACUUCAAUAAUCUUCCAGGAACUGGUGGUCAACUGGGAACUGGCCCUUGGGAUCGCUUGAACAUUCAAGCUGGCGCCAACGGAGCAAGUUAUCACAUCGACAACAUCGUUCUCGUUAGUGAAAUUAUCGUCACCCCAGAAUUCUUGAGCGCCGAACCGCUCACGAACAACGUGGUUGCGGUUACCACAAAAGGCGCUGUUGACUUGACUGACAUACACGUCGCCUUCAAUGGACGAGACGUCAAAGUCGUAGAUACCACGACCUACGUUCCCGUCGAUACGCCGUCGAAGUCCAUUGCUUACUUGACUCUUGCGUCUGCCUUCAAGCCAGGAAAUCUCACCAUUACGGCCGGUGGUGCAAGUUUCGCUUAUGUUUUGCCUGCCGUGCAAUAUGGAAGCAUUGUUCAAGAAGUGAAGACCCCAAUCGAUCCUCUUAUCUAUGGUGUAAAUUGGCCGACUUCUGCAAGCUACAUUCAACAUCUCGGUUCCCCCCUUUCUCGCUGGGGAGGAAACGCAGUUACUGCCUACAAUCCUUUCGGUGGCUUCACAAAUGCUGGCAAUGACUGGUAUUUUGAAAACCGCGCCAAUGAGAAUGCAGACGAGUGGCUUGCGUGGAUCCAUGGUACAGGUGCUGCCAGUAUGCUGACUAUUCCUGCACUUGACUGGGUGUCUAAGGAUGCAUCAUCAUAUUCCUAUCCCAGAACAAUCUACCCAGAUCAGCAAAGAUUCGACCCAUUCAACGCCGAUGCUGGCAAUGGCUUAUUCCCCAAUGGAUCGUAUAUCACACCACCUCCCGACCCAGUCAGAGUUUAUACGCCAUGGAACACCACCCUGGCCAAGAAAUGGCUUUCCGAGCUCAAGAACAAGCCAACCAUCGUAACUAUUGACAAUGAAAUCGAGAUCGCCCACAGCACCCACCAAGAUAUGCAUCCUGAUCCCAUCGGGUAUGAUGAAGAACUGAAGAGAGUUGUGGACUUCGCCACGGCGUCCAAGGAAGUUUUUCCAGACGUCCCGGUUGGCGCUCCGUCCACCUGUUCUUGGUGGUUCUACUGGACAAGCGCAAUUGGCUGGAGCGAUACGGCGGCUCAUGACAACAUCGACUUCUUGCCAUGGUUCCUCACGAAGAUGAGGGAGGCAGAGAAAACUGCUGGGAAGCGACUCCUCGAUUAUCUCGACAUUCACUACUACUUCCAGGCUGAUACAAGCGCCAAUGAUGCUGUGGCCAAAGCCUUGAGGUUGAGAAUGACGCGCUCUCUUUGGGAUCCUCAAUAUGUCGAUGAGUCUUGGGUUGGAACAGAUCCCCAAAAUCAUCAAUGGAACCCAUCUUCCGUCAAUCUUAUCCCACGAAUGAAGACCCUCAUCAAGAUUUACUAUCCCGGCACCAAGCUUUCCAUUAGCGAAUGGGCUUCGACCAACGACAACGACAUUACGGGCGGUCUCGUUACUGUUGACUCUCUUGGUCUCUUUGGGAGAUAUGGUGUCGACGCUGCAACAUACUGGGCGACCCCUGCAGAGAUGGGACCCGUCGGAUUGGCGUAUUGGUUGUAUCGAGGCUACGGAACCUACUUCGGAAAAUUCAGUGCUCAAGUCAACCUCGCUACUCCCAAUCCUGAUACGCAAGGUGUCUAUGCAGGGACCGAGAAUGGAAAACUCACCCUAGUUAUCGUCAACAAAAACUCCGAUGCUCCUAUCGCUUUUGAUCUAUCCAACGUACCAGUUGGAGCCUACUUCAUCCGUCAUUUCGGUGGUGCGGCUGGCGUGGCAAAGUGGCAGACGACAAUCAGUUUGAAGUCGAAUAACUACAUUGUCGUUCCAGCAUACACGGCUAUUUUCCUCCAGCAGAAGUAG
This is a messenger RNA of Cyclocybe aegerita, 2418 nucleotides long. The record is from the annotation of a GenBank genome assembly. Lineage: Eukaryota; Fungi; Basidiomycota; Agaricomycetes; Agaricales; Hemipholiotaceae.